AUGUUCGAUGACCACCAUCAAUCCUCAAACCUGACCAACCUCCCACAGCAAACAGUCGAUCCGCCCGUCUUUGGCUGCAUCAUCCCAUCAAGACCAGUACAGACCAACUUCACUCAUCUGCCUCCUAACCGGUUCGUCUUCCAAUUCGAUGACCCCGGCUCGAUCAACCAUCUUGUCGUCUUCCUCACUGGCAACGUUCCUCUGCCCGAUAAUUAUGCCGCCUCGAUUCAUUUCCAGUUUCCGAAUAAGCCGGAUUGGCUGCUCCUCGGAAUGUUAAGUGGGACGAAGCCGUCUGCAGUAUUCCGGCUGAAGGGGACGAUGGUGCCUUCGCAGCUGGAUUGGGCGAGUUCCACGAUGGGAGCGGUUCCGAGAGCGACGGCGACCCUGGGGAUCCUAGUGGCCCCACUGGCGGAGAUCGAGGCCGAAUGUGGGGCGUUGAACGGUGCGGUGACACUCCGGGGUCCAUCAUCGGGGCCCCAGUCUUUGCCAGGCUCGGCUUGUGGUCAGCUCCCUCAUCAGCUCGCUAAGGCCAUCGGCCUCAACCUCUUCCGGUAUCUCGCCUCCUUCUCUAGCACGACCUUCGAUAAUCAGACUUGGAUCCCCAUCGCCGUGCUCGAAAAGUGGUGGAAACAGUUCGAAUUCAAACUCGCUAAUUCUGCUAACCCCGAACAAUGGUUGUUGGAUUCUGCCUCCGCUGGUUAACUUAUGCUCCAGUAACACCCCCCUUUUUUCCCCCUUCUCUUGUCCAUGAUUCUAGAUUCCAGUCCACAUGUAUCCCUU
Molecule: messenger RNA, 780 nt
Organism: Puccinia graminis f. sp. tritici CRL 75-36-700-3
Lineage: Eukaryota; Fungi; Basidiomycota; Pucciniomycetes; Pucciniales; Pucciniaceae
Exons: 4
Coding region: 1-702 (233 amino acids)
Biological process (GO): protein import into nucleus
Cellular component (GO): cytosol; nucleus
Molecular function (GO): nuclear import signal receptor activity
Source: RefSeq, a predicted model, not a curated record